Messenger RNA from Phalacrocorax carbo (great cormorant), 2018 nucleotides. Lineage: Eukaryota; Metazoa; Chordata; Aves; Suliformes; Phalacrocoracidae. The record is from RefSeq and is a predicted model, not a curated record.
GUGCAGAGGCGCUCGGCGCGGGCGGCACGGACGGUCCCGCCCCUCCCUCCCUCCCUCCGGCUCCCUCCCGCCAUGAGCGGCAGCGCGGGCGAGGCGGCGCGGCUCUGCCGCCUGCAGCGGGGCCCGGAGGGCUACGGCUUCCACCUGCACGGCGAGAAGGGCAAGCCGGGCCAGUUCAUCCGGCUGGUGGAGGCGGGCUCGCCCGCGGAGCGUGCGGGGCUGCGGGCCGGGGACCGGCUGCUGGAGGUGGACGGCGAGAACGUGGAGCGGGAGAGCCACCAGCAGGUGGUGGAGCGGAUCCGCGCCGCCGCCGGUGCCGUCAGCCUCCUCGUCGUCGAUCCGGUGGCCGAUGAGCAGCUGCAGAAGCGGGCCGGAGCGGGUACCGAGCCCCCCGUGGGUGGCGAGCAGGUCGCCCCGGAGCCGGCGGAGCCCGCGGCGCGGGAACCCAGCGGCGGCGGCCAGCGGGAGGAGCUGCGGCCUCGGCUGUGCUGCAUGAAGAAGGGCCCCAAUGGCUACGGCUUCAACCUGCACAGUGACAAGAGCCGCCCGGGACAGUAUGUGCGCGCCGUCGACCCCGACUCGCCGGCUGAGGCGGCGGGGCUGGCCCCCCAGGACCGCAUCAUCGAGGUGAACGGGGUGUGCAUGGAGGGCAAGCAGCACGCCGAUGUGGUGGCAGCCAUCAAGGCGGGCGGUGACGAGACCAGGCUGCUGGUGGUGGAUGUCCUCACGGAUGAGUUCUUCAAGAAGUGCAAGGUGGUGCCCUCUGAGGAGCACCUGGCAGGUCCCUUGCCAGAACCAGUUGCCAAUGGUGAUAUAGGGAAGGAAAACGGUGGAGAGCCGCGGUCCAACUCGGUGUCCGAGAGCCCGUCCAGCCCUGGGCCGCUGGCCAUGUCCCGCAGCCCUAGUGAGACCCACAGCGAGCCCAACGCACGGGAGGGUGACAAGCGCCAUUCAGCACCUGGCUCCCUCCUGGACCUUGACAUCCCGCUGGCGGUGGCCAAGGAGCGGGCGCACCAGAAGCGCACCAGCAAGCGGGCGCCCCAGAUGGACUGGAGCAAGAAAAACGAACUGUUCAGCAACCUGUGAAGGCCCCGGGGUGGGGGUGAGGGCCCACCGGCCCCACCCUGGCGUCGCACCCACCUCUCCUGCGUCCCCCUCCUCCUCGCUGUGGGCUCCUGGUGGGGAUGCGGGGCUGCUCCCCACCACCCUGACCUGAGGGAUGGGGCUCAGCAGCCGGUGAGCAUCCCCGCAGCGGGAUCCUAGGCGGUGGUUUUAGGCUAGAGGGUGCCAGGGGGUGCCGGGGAGGCUGCCCCCUCCUGUGAGCCCAUCCCCAGGGUGCUCCUCCAGCCCUGCCUUGAUGCCCUGCACACCCCGGGAGGCACAAGCAGGGGUCUGGGGGGGGAUUGGGGGUGGCCUGUGCCCCACACUUCUAAUCCCUGCUGUUCCACCACCUCAAAACCAGUCUCUUUUUGAGUUGUGUCCCCCCACCCAAUUGCCCUUUAACUGCAAAACCUGAGGCUUUUAGUAACUUUUAGCAAAUCCCACCUGCCCAGCCACAGAGCAAUUCCUCCCCGGGGUCUUUGAUCCCCACCUGGCAAGCUCCGUCCAGUGACCCUGUCCCUUCACAUCCCCCCAGUUGCAGCGGGUGCAGGGAGGGAUGUGGGUGCCCAGUAUAGGGGGGAGCCCCCAGCACCCUGCCCCUGGGGCUAUUCUGGGAGAGGAGAGGGUGUCCGGAGCCAGCACAGCAAGCAAUAAUUAUCUCCUUUGCUCUUGCUCACUCCUGGAGACAGAGCCGAUCAGGGUUUGAAUCUGACACUGUUUAACUUAAAGGCUUCUCAUAGACUUUUUUCCAAAAUAAGUUUUCCAAUCACACUGGUGUUUUUUUCUUUUUUAAAUGUAUUUUGUGGAAAUUCUUCCUGUGGAUGUUUUGUUCCUGUGUUUUGCGAUCGGGUAUUGUCGUACUGUCCAGUUAAAGAUAAAUUCUGUUUAUCGGAAUAAACCUUCCUGACUUCGCGUUG